This is a messenger RNA of Mucor mucedo, 828 nucleotides long. RefSeq lists its product as uncharacterized. The transcript is spliced from 3 exons. Lineage: Eukaryota; Fungi; Mucoromycota; Mucoromycetes; Mucorales; Mucoraceae. The coding region runs from base 1 to 828 and encodes 275 amino acids. The record is from RefSeq and is a predicted model, not a curated record.
AUGGUCAGUUCCGACCGUUGUCUCGUCAUUCCUAACUUUUUUACCACCGAGAAAGCCGAGGAACUCAAGUAUAGAGCCAAACAGUUACUAAGCGAGUUUUCUCUGGAAGGUCAUCCCAUGACUCAAUUCAGUACAGGAACUCAUUCACAAAAGCAUGUAGGAGACGAUUACUUUUUAACGUCGGGCGAUAAAAUCCGGUUCUUCUUUGAAGAAAAGGCAUUUGACCAAGAUGGGUUAUUAUUGAUCCCUAAAGAACGCGCUAUUAAUAAGAUUGGGCAUGGAUUGCAUAUACAGGAUAAAGUAUUUGCGGAUUUCUCUCUAAAUGACAAAAUGAAGACAAUGACACGUCAACUUGGAUUUGAAAAACCUCUUUUACUACAAUCCAUGCUGAUUUUCAAGCAACCUUAUAUCGGUGGUCUUGUACCCGAUCAUCAAGAUUCUUCUUUUUUGUAUACAGAUCCACUUUCGGCUGUGGGAUUUUGGUUUGCCUUGGAAGAAUGUACAGAGACGAAUGGAUGUCUUUGGUUUAUCCCAGGAUCACAUAAAACCACACCCAUCACGAAACGGUUUAUUAGAGAUCCAGAGGGUUCCGGUACCAAAUUCACUAAUGAUGAGCCUUUAAAGUUUGAUCCAGCUGAAUAUGUAAAGAUACCGGUGGAGGCAGGUACAUUGGUCUUAAUCCAUGGCAACGUGAUUCAUAAAUCCGCACCCAAUUAUUCCAAACAUUCGCGUUACAUUUAUACAUUUCAUGUGAUUGAAGGAAAUGCUCAUUAUCCCGCUGAUAAUUGGUUACAACCCCAAGGUGACACUCCAUUUACAUGUAUUUAA